AUGUUUCCCUUCCAUCCUCAAGGAGCUCCCAAACACGCCUGCACUCUUCUCGCUGUGACCUGUGGCGGUAGUUUAGCCGAGAACAAGUCCUCACAGCAUCAGCGCAAAUAUCCUUUCCCGGAGCUAGUUUCGGCGGGGCGUCUUGAGGUCCAAACUCUUCACAAUCCGGAUAAGGAACAGUUUCUGAAAGUGCUGGAGUCUUAUCAACCAAAUUUUGUAUAUUUGCAAGGAGAACAGCUAGAGAAUGGAAAAGUUGGUUCGCUGGCUUGGCAAGGUGUGGAGUUAUCGACUUCUGAAGAUAUCAUAGAGCUCUUUGGUUUCACAUUGCCGACGGCUGUUUAUUUAGAAAUACCAAAUGGAGAAAGUUUUGCCGAGGCUCUGCAUCUUAAGGGAAUACCAUAUGUUAUAUUUUGGAAGAAUGCCUUUUCUUCUUAUGCUGCUUGCCAUUUUCGUCAAGCAUUUCUGUCAGUAGUACAGAGUUCAUCUACACAUACAUGGGAUGCUUUCCACCUUGCACGUGCCUCUUUUGAACUUUAUUGUGUCCAAAACAAUCAAGUACUUCCUACUGAUAGCCAUGAUACUAGUAGUGAGAUGGGACCACACCUUCUUGGUGAUUGUCUCAAAAUCAAUGUUGAACCUCCAGAGAUUGAUGAGGAAGAUGAUGACGAAAGCUCCUCAGGCACUCUGCCUGCCAUAAAGAUACAUGAAGAUGAAGUGAACUUGAGAUUUCUCAUCUGUGGUGCACCUUCGAUUGUUAAUGAGUCAUUGCUGAGAUCUUUGGAGGAUGGACUCAGAGCUCUCUUAGCUAUUGAAAUCCGUGGUUGCAAGCUCCAUGGCAAGUUUAGUGCCCCACCACCACCUCUUCAGGCAGCCACUUUUUCUCGUGGAGUAGUGACCAUGCGAUGUGAUAUAUCAACCUGUAGUUCUGCUCAUAUCUCACUUCUGGUAUCUGGCAGUGCACAAACUUGUUUUAAUGAUCAGCUCUUGGAGAGUCAUAUAAAAAAUGAGAUAAUUGAGAAGAGUCAACUAGUUCAUGCACAACUCAACAAUGAGGGAAACAAACAGAACAUCUCUGAACCACGCAGAUCUGCUUCUAUUGCCUGUGGAGCACCAGUAUUUGAAAUUUGUAUGAAGCUUCCUCAAUGGGCUUUGCAGGUUUUGAGACAGCUAGCACCUGAGGUUUCUUAUCGAAGUUUAGUUGCACUUGGCAUUGCUAGUAUUCAGGGGUUGCCUAUAGCUUCUUUUGAGAAAGAUGAUGCUGAGCGCUUACUUUUCUUCUAUCGAAGUUGUGAGAAAGAUAGUGGUAUGAACAAAAAUAAUAUAAUAUUUAGCAGCCCCCCUGGUUGGUUGAAACCACCCCCUCCUAGAAGAAAAAGUAGUGAACCAAGCCAAGGGGCUAGCCCUGGUCGUCAUGAAGGUGUCUUUGUUGGGCAGGGCACUGUUUGUAAAGUAAAUGAUGAAGAACAGGAUAGAAAAAUGGCGAAUGGGAUUAGCACACCCUUAACUCCUGCUAGACAGAGAUUAAAAGUAUCUGCAAUGAGGCCAAUUCCUCACAUUCGUCGCCAUAGAAUGACACCUUUUUGUGGACCUUCUGAGACAGAUGGUUUUGAUGGUGCCCAAGUAGAGGCUAAUUUGCCACUUGUUGCCCCUACAAAGCGAAGUGGUAUUGGAUCAACGUCUGCAACACACAGAAAAUCAUCAUUUUCAAGCGCAGCUCAAUCAAAGCAGGUUAUUUCGCUGAACCCAUUGCCCCUUAAGAAACAUGGUUGUUGUAGAGGCCCAGUCCAGACAUGCUCUGAGGAGGAAUUUCUUAAAGAUGUCAUGGAGUUUCUGAUACUCCGGGGACAUAAUCGACUAAUUCCGCAAGGAGGGCUUACUGAGUUCCCCGAUGCCAUACUCAAUGGAAAACGUCUUGAUCUAUACAAUUUGUAUAAAGAGGUGGUUACCAGGGGAGGAUUUCAUGUUGGCAAUGGCAUCAACUGGAAGGGGCAAAUCUUUUCAAAGAUGCGCAAUUACACCACGACCAAUAGAAUGACUGGUGUUGGAAAUACUCUGAAAAGACAUUAUGAGACCUACCUUUUAGAAUAUGAAUUAGCACAUGAUGAUGUGGAUGGAGAAUGUUGCUUGUUGUGUCACAGUAGCGCAGCUGGUGAUUGGGUGAAUUGUGGCAUAUGUGGUGAGUGGGCCCACUUUGGCUGUGACAGAAGGCAGGGUCUUGGCGCAUUUAAGGAUUAUGCAAAAACUGAUGGGCUAGAAUAUAUAUGUCCUCAUUGUAGUGUGGCAAAUUUCAAGAAGAAACAAAAUGUUGCUAAUGGGUAUUCUCAAGGUUCAGUGUCUUCACGAAUCCUUUGA
Molecule: messenger RNA, 2352 nt
Organism: Sphenostylis stenocarpa
Lineage: Eukaryota; Viridiplantae; Streptophyta; Magnoliopsida; Fabales; Fabaceae
Source: the annotation of a GenBank genome assembly